UUAUAUAACCGAACAAUAUGUCAACUUGGCCUAUGUGCCUUCCGUCAUGGAUUCAUCAAGGAGGCGCAUCAAGGACUGUCUGAAAUACAAAAUACGCAACGUGCAAAGGAAUUACUGGCGCAAGGAAUGGCAAUGAGACAGCAGGAAAGGACCGCUGAACAGGAAAAAUUGGAGCGUGCACGGCAAAUCCCGUAUCAUAUGCAUAUCAAUGUUGAGUUGAUGGAAUGCGUCUAUUUGAUAUGCUCAAUGCUACUCGAAAUUCCGCAUAUGGCUUCGCAGGAAUACGAAUUAAGACGAAGAUUGCUCUCAAGAUCGUUCCAUUACCAACUGAAGCAGGUAAGGUGUAAUUAA
This is a messenger RNA of Gongylonema pulchrum, 351 nucleotides long. The record is from the annotation of a GenBank genome assembly. NCBI's taxonomy places the organism in Eukaryota, Metazoa, Nematoda, Chromadorea, Rhabditida, Gongylonematidae.